AUGGCCCUUAUCCAACCGUCAACCUCGGAGAAGACGAUCCGUAAAAUAGACAUUGCCCAGGUGUCCCUCAGCCUCCAGGACCGUCUAGGCCUCGCCAAAGUCAAAUACCAGAACGGCCGUCUACAUGCCCUUGAACCGAACCACACUGGCGGCAUCCAGGUCGCCCUGGGAAGUGACCGGCCGUCUGAUUCCUCAUCCGAGAUCUCCCACAGCCGGAGUGAGACCCCAUUGACGCCGCCGCCCUUGCCAAACUCAUCAUACUCAAAAGAGCUGCCCCGAUCGUCCCGGAAUAGACAUGCGGCAACCUUCGAUUCCAAGGUGAUGCAGCCUAUGUUGUCGGCAAGCCGGAAACGGUUGCGGUCGGAUUCGAUCACCGACCGCACGGUCAAGGCUCCCCGGGUCUCAUGGAAAAGCUCCUAUCAGCUACCGGAGUCGUCUCCGGGCUUCAACCGACAGCACACGAACCGGCAUCUCCCGCUUCCGUUCAUGGCAGAGAUUCCCGAAUACUCGUCUCCGGCAUACCCCCCGCACUCCGAGGACGACAACGACCCUGACCUCCCUGUCCACAGCUUCCAGCACGUUAGCUCCAUGACCGGUUCCUCCCCCCCUCGUACCCCUCCUCCGAAGCACGCUCGUCUAUCUCGGAACGACCGAAAUCUGCGGCAUGAGAAUGGGGCCGAUCUGCUUCUGUACCUAGCCAAUUCCCCCACGCCCGCCAAGGUCACGACCAAACCCCCCGCGCGAGACUUCCCACCCUCGACCCCCCCUAGCCAGCAUGCUGCUCUACCAUCACUGACCCCGACCCCUGGCGGCGGCGGCGUGUUCCCCAACUUCGGCACUCCGAACCAACAGUUCAAUUUUGCAGAUUUCGUGAACGUGACGCCCAGUCCAGCCCAGCCAGCUUGGGGUGGUCGCACGCCUGGAGGGCCCUCAAGAACGCCCCUUGCCAACAAGGAGCGAAAGAGGUCCAACCUCGACGGCCUGCUGCCCCCGAGUACGGACAGCCCCGGACUCCGCGAUAAGUUGCCCACCAGGGUGCUCCAACUCGGUGAAGAACUGCGGCCCGAAAACCGUAAAUGA
Molecule: messenger RNA, 1080 nt
Organism: Aspergillus heteromorphus CBS 117.55
Lineage: Eukaryota; Fungi; Ascomycota; Eurotiomycetes; Eurotiales; Aspergillaceae
Exons: 2
Coding region: 1-1080 (359 amino acids)
Source: RefSeq, a predicted model, not a curated record